Molecule: messenger RNA, 6764 nt
Organism: Coregonus sp. 'balchen'
Lineage: Eukaryota; Metazoa; Chordata; Actinopteri; Salmoniformes; Salmonidae
Source: the annotation of a GenBank genome assembly
AUGAAGGUAAGUUUGCACUUUCGCACCUGACUUUUCAGGACAGUUUCAAUAAUUGGGAAACGAUGUACCGAAUACAUUAAUGUAUACAUUGUUCUUUUACAGAGAGGCUCAGAUGAUUUGAAUCUCUACAGCACCAGCCCAAGCUCUGUGACUGGUGAGCACCCCCCCCCCCCAUUCAGUCAUAUAGCAAAGUAAAGCCAUUCACAUUCUAACAUAUUAUCAUUUACAUUUAAGUCAUUUAGCAGACGCUCUUAUCCAGAGCGACUUACAGUUUAGUCACAUUAUAAAUAUACUUUUUUUUUUUUUUUUUCAUACCCCCUGUGGGAUUCGAACCCACAACCCUGGCGUUGCAAACGCCAUGCUCUAUCAACUGAGCUACAUCCACAGUCAAUGGUCCUUGACACAUUAACAGCUGAGAGGACAGCUGAUGUGAUAUAUUCAUGCAUGACGCUUGAUUUCACAGCUAACGAGAAUGACAGCAGUAAAAAACUGAGAGUGGAGGACAGGAUGGAGAGUCCCCCUUCCCGCGUGCUCCACAUCAGGAAGUUGCCCAGCGAGGUGUCAGAGACUGAGGUCAUCGCUCUUGGCCUACCAUUCGGCAAGGUCACCAACAUCCUCAUGCUGAAAGGCAAAAAUCAGGUGCGUUAAUGUUUUCCCUGGUCAGUUCAAAUUGUCAGAAAAGUUUUUUUGUUGCUAGAACCAAACUAUGUAAUACUACACGGUAGUGUUGGGCAUAGAAGGAAUUUGGCCACGUUGUCUUUCUUGAAAUUGUCCUCUGUCCAUGUAACAGGCUUUCCUGGAGCUGGGGACAGAGGAGGCGGCUGUUACAAUGGUGAACUACUACACGGCGGUGACGCCUCAGGUCCGCAACGUCCCAGUGUUUAUCCAGUUCUCUAACCACAAGGAGCUAAAGACAGACAGCACUCUCAACCAGGUGAGAUUCUGCCCUUGCCCAGAAAAUACACUUGUGCAUGACUAGUAGUGAGUCUCUGUUUCUCAGUGUCUAGACUAAUGGCGUAUGAGCGAGCCUUGGCCAUUGUGAUGGCACUUUUGUAGAUUUGCAGACUGUCGUCCUAAUUUUUUCCCUCCUCUGCCUCUUUUCUCCCUCCCUCUUUUUCAUACGUACUUACCAAGCGCGCGCAGGCUGUCCUCCAGGCCGUGUCGGCGGUGCAGGACGGUGGCUCUCCCAACUCUGACACCAGUAUGCUGGACAGUGUUCUAGCCCAUGCCCCCAGCCCCGUGCUCAGGAUAAUCAUCGACAACAUGUUCUACCCCGUCACUCUGGACGUCCUCCAGCAGAUCUUCUCCAAGUUUGGAACGGUCAUGAAGAUCAUCACUUUCACCAAGAACAACCAGUUCCAGGCCCUGCUCCAGUUCAGCGAACCAGUCAACGCCCAGCAAGCCAGACUGGUGAGCCGACAGACAAACCAGUAGUGUAUUAUACAUGUGGUCCUCUGUAGUUCAGUUGGUAGAGCAAAGCUCUUGCACCGCCAGGAUAGUGGGUUCGAUUCCCAUGCGGCCACCUAUACAUAAAAAAAAUUAUGCACGCAUGACUGUAAGUCGCUUUGGAUAAAAGUGUCUGUUUAAUAGCAUAUUAGUAUAUUCAGUUUCUCAGUUCUGUCAAUUUAAGGUUGAUAACAAAUGUGUUUCUCUUUCCAGAUUAUGACAAUUAUUCAAACAAAAAUAAAUAUAACAAAAAGCUUAGUAAUAGUUCUAUUUCUCUCAUCACUUUGUCCAGUCCCUGGAUGGCCAGAACAUCUACAACUCGUGCUGCACGCUGCGGAUCGACUUCUCUAAGCUGGUCAACCUGAAUGUCAAGUACAACAACGACAAGAGCCGGGACUAUACCCGGCCCGAGCUCCCCGCCGGCGACGGCCAGCCUGCAGUAGACUCUGCUAUGGCUGCCGCCCUCAACAAGGACUCCUCCCUGCUCGGUAAGAACUCUCUCCAUCCAUCCUCCAUCUCUCUUUUUCCAGGCCUGUCCAGUCAGCUCUCUCUCCUUUGUAUAGAAGUCAAUACCACUAAGUGUUCUCUCUCAAUGGGAGGCUGGGUAUGGACUUAUCUAAUGCUUUGUAAAGAUAGGAGGAGGACAACAGAAAUCCCUACCAGUCCAGUAACACACCAUUAAGUGUAGAACAAAAAGAAGGAACUAGAAGAGAAUGGAAAAUGUCAAUUUGAUAAAGCUUUUUUGAAUUAUUCUACAUUUUAACUACUCCCACCUGCCCUGCCCCCCCUUGUAUAUUUAAGCUUUUCCCUGUACUCCCUCUCCGUAGGUACCCCCUCUGGAAUGGGAGCGCCCUACUCUAAUGGUGGAGGGUUUCAGUCUUCUCUCUCCCUCUCGCAGGGCGGAGGUACCUAUCCUUUCCAUUAUAUUUUCUUUAUCUCUGUCUUACAUGCUGUGUGUCCAUGUCGUCCAGGAGAAAAAGAGGCAGGAAUAGUUGGAGUGGCACAGCAACCACUCCUGUCAGAACAAGGGGGAAAAACCCUUUUAAAAGUGUCUAAUAGCAUGUUUGAAAUAUCAGUUGUUUGAGAAUAACCAAGGGAUGUCAUCAUGAAAGGAGUUAGAACAUGUGAUAGACUGUGACAUUGGAAUCAUGGAAGGUUAGCUUUAGAGUUGACUAACCUUCCCAGUGUCUUGAAUAGCUUUUGACAAUGAGGUCUUGUUCUAUGCAGAAAAAGUACAUGUGCGUCCCUUUGUGUGUGUGUGAAAUAUUAGGACGAGCAAUGUCUGAGUGCACACAUCUGGUGCCUGUGUGGACAUGGCAUGCACACUGUAGUACAUGGCUGUGUGGUGUGCUUUGCCUGUGCUUGCGCUCUGUCUCCCCGUUAACGUGCCUGGCUCUCUGGCUGUUCCUCCAGGAGCCAUGAGUCCAAUGAGUGCUGCGGCUGCAGCGGCAGCGGCUGCAGGGAGGAUGGCGCUCUCCGGACACUCCGGCUGCAGCGGUGUGCUCCUGGUCAGCAACCUGAACGAAGAGGUCAGUAACGCCUCCCCCCCCAGACCACCCCCUUUCUCUCUCACCCCUUCCCUUUCUCUCUCCUCCUGCAGUAUGCAGAUCUCACUCAGAUCUCAUGCCUCUGACGGUGCCUUGUACAUCAUUGUCCUUUGAUUCCGACAUGGACUUUGAGCAGACAUUUCUGAUUCGAGGUAUGACUGGUGUCAUUUCAUGAGUGGAAGGGUUCAGAGAAAAUGCAGAGGAGAAAGCUCUCCAUCUAUACAAUUUGGCUAUUUAGUCCAACCUUGCAUUUUGUUGCACAGAUACUCAAUACCUUUAUGGGUCAAUCUAUUACACCUCAUGAUCAGUACAAAGAAAUCGGAGAUUUCAUUUUGAAAGAUUGCUACAGCAAUAUUCAGUGUUGCUCUGCAUUCUUUGACUGUUCAAAGCUCUGCGGCACACAACCCAUCUAGCUUGGCCUGAUGGUGUUAGUACUAAGACGAGUGGAUUGUGUUUCUCUGUCAGGCGUCAUUCACCACGAGGUCAUCCCAAUGGUUGUACAUCCAGUCAAGAAAUGGAAUGACGAUGCAUUCUCACACCAGUGCUCAUUUUUUAUGUGAAUUUUAUGCUGGCCUCAGUGCUUCCAUAUGUUUUCUCUCGGUCUCCAUAGCCUAAGUCAACUGAACUGCAGUUACUUCCCAGGCUCUGUUAGUGAAUGGAGGGGCUCUCUUUCUCUCUCUGCUAUGCAUUCUGUGCUAAUUUUAACUGCUGUCUCCUAAACUCUCUCACCCUCCCUUUUUCCUCUUUCAUGUCAAGUGAUAGUCCUUCCUAACUCUCGUUCUUCUCUCUCUCGAAGCUCUCCCGUUCACACCUGUCUCUCCCAAUGCCUUUCUCUAAGCUAUGUCAAGUUGGUAUGGACUGUGGGGGCUACACCAACCACCCUCACAUUUUCUCUCACCCACUGUCACCUUCUAUGCUAUAUCUAUCUAUAUCUGUCUAUAAAUUCUCAACAGAAGUAAUAUUCUUAUCAUUUCUCUCCCCAAACACUGGGUUUGUGGACUUGAAAAUGUGUUCUGUUUAUGCCAUAACUCUGUAAGGUGGUUUUCAUGUAUUUACCUGCAUGGCCCAAACACCCCUCCUUUCGAAACUGAUAGUGUAGCCCACCUGCUUUAACCAAUGUGCUUGCAUUUCAUACUCUAGUAAAGCUACUAAACCUUAACUUGUGAUACUCUUCUGCAUGCCCUACCCACGCCCCCUAUCAUUAUUAUUGGCUAUAAACUAGGCUUGGGUGUCAAUGUACUCGGCUCCCUCUUUGGUCUCAGGUGUAGACAUUUGGCACUAUUACCCCCUCCCCUCCACCCACCAGAGCAAAUCAAAUCCAGCCAUUUUCUGACCAAACUCCUGCAUUUUCCAAUGUACUGAUGUUUUUGAUUUACUCCACAUUGCUCCCCCCUCCAACCCCCCUUCCCUUCAUUAAUUCCUGCCCUUCCCUCUUUCCCCCUUGGUGUCCCGUCUGCACCCUGUUACACCCCCCUUUACCCCUCCUCCACACGUUCAUGCUUUGUGCCUGAACAAAAAUGUUCCUCCUUGGACCAACUUGCCCCAAUUAACUGCCUUGAACCCAUGCACCAUGACCACCUCAUCAUUCUACGGGAAACCACCCUCCGUUAUGGAUGAUCUGUCCAUCUCCGCUCUCUACCUCCGACUCUUCUACCUCUCUACCUGUCUUACGCUGCUUGCUCUUCUCUCCUUCUAAAGAUGGUUACGCCCCAAAGUCUGUUUACCCUCUUCGGUAUGUUAUUGUUAGCACUACCUUUUUCAUAUAUAUAUAUAUAUAUUUUUUUUUCUUUACUCCAUCUCCAUGUUUUGAUUUUUUCUCUAGCUCUCAUUUGAUUUCUGAUUAGUGUUUCCAUAGUUGAGUAACUGUUUCAUCACGUUUUUGUUUCACGUUUUGUUUAAUUGUUCAUAUUGAUUUAGUUGAGUACAUAUUAUUUUGGCCAUCAAGGCCUCCAGUCUCUCUUAGUCUCACUAUGAACCAAUUACGUUAAUGCAUGGUUGAUUAUUUGGCAUGUAGGUUUUUCUGUUAAUUUUUUUUUCUCCAUUUCACAAAGCUAGUUUUUUAAAAGGGAUUUUAUCAGCAUAUUCUCUCUUCUGUCUAUCUGUUAUACGUCUCUUGUUCUAAGACUAUGAUUGGUUUAAAUUAUAGGGAUGAUUUCUCCAUCCCUUUUUACAGCUCAUUUUGUAAACUGUCUCUGAACGACUAACAUUGUCCUUCAUGGUUCAAUCCUCUCUCCUUUGCUCUGCCUUUGCUCUCUCCUCUCUCGCUCCCUCCUGCCGUCUGCCUAUCAUUAUAAUUAAGGGGUGUAUGGUGAUGCUCAGCGUGUGAAGAUCCUCUACAAUAAGAAGGACAGUGCUCUUAUCCAGAUGUCGGACGGGAACCAGGCCCAGCUUGGUGAGUGGGUUCAGUCAUGCCCCAUUUCUGUGCCUCUUGUCUUUCUUGGAAUUCUGGAGCAUUCUUUCAACCCCCCCCCUUUAACUAGCACCUGUUUGGUUCUGUUCCGCUCAAUCCCUGCGUUAUCCUGCAAGGCCCCUGGCUGCCCUGCUGUUUGUUUCAACAGAAUAUUUUCUUUUUCUGGCAUAGGAAUAAUAGGAUCAAGUAAAUCUACAGUUCUUGCUGUGUCUUUGAGUCAUGCUAUGGUUCAUGAUUUUCCACAAUCCCAAAGUCAUAGUUGAAACUAAUUUUGAGUCGGAAAUGACUAGGACGAUCCUAAAGGGAGUCUUAACAUUUCUAAUUAAAGGUAGAUGGAAAGGAUAUUUUUGCAUCUGAUCUUCUGUUUUGGAAAUUAGGACUAAAAGAGCAAAUUUCGAAUGAAUGGUAGAGAAACACCUCCACAUUAAACACAUGAGAAACAUGUCACUGUAACCGUGUUUCCUAUGUGCCUGUCCUGUCAGCGAUGAGCCACCUGAAUGGCCAGAAGAUGUACGGGAAGAUCAUCCGUGUGACUCUUUCCAAGCACCAGGCAGUGCAGCUGCCCAGGGAAGGGCUGGAUGACCAGGGCCUAACCAAGGACUUCACCAACUCCCCCCUGCACCGCUUCAAGAAGCCCGGCUCCAAGAACUUUCAGAACAUCUUCCCUCCAUCCGCCACGCUCCACCUCUCCAACGUCCCGUGAGUUUGUCUAGAGUUUGUCUGGAUUCUGGCUGUACCAUUUCAUAAAUAUUUGUUGUGCUUGCCAGGACAAUAGCAGGUUCCUCAGACACAUCCAAUGUACGAUUUGGAGUUCCUCAAGGCUCUGUUCUGUCUAUUUUUGCACUAGACUAUUAUUGAGUAAUUUGCUACUGAAUUUAGGGGGGUGUGUGUAGCACUGGUAAGAUGUUGCAAUACGAGAAGAGUGCAAUUGUAUUGACAUGGCUGAAUGUGCUUGCGCUGUGCUCACGGUCAGUUUCGGACUCGACAGGGAGGAUGUGACGGAGGAGGAUUUGCGACUGCUGUUCUCUAACGCUGGUGGCAUUGUGAAGGCCUUCAAGUUUUUCCAGUAAGACUAUCUUUUACAGCACGUAACUUAUCACAUUUAGUUGCAAGCCUGAGCCUUGGAACACCACAGUUGUAAUGUGCAGCGAUCUUCAUAAAUGUACCACCUGUGUCUGACUAGAUUGUGACUAUCUGAUCACGUGUCCCCCCCCCCCCCCACCCCAUAUAGAGGCCACAAAAUGGCGCUACUCCAGAUGUCCACGGUGGAGGAGGCCAUCCAGGCCUUGAUGGACCUCCACAACUACGACAUGGGCAGCAACCACCACCUGAAGGUCUCCUUCUCCAAGUCCACCAUCUAG